This is a messenger RNA of Trichoplusia ni (cabbage looper), 1523 nucleotides long. RefSeq names its product fork head domain-containing protein FD4-like. Gene Ontology annotation, molecular function: RNA polymerase II cis-regulatory region sequence-specific DNA binding; DNA-binding transcription factor activity, RNA polymerase II-specific. The coding region runs from base 23 to 769 and encodes 248 amino acids. The record is from RefSeq and is a predicted model, not a curated record. The transcript is spliced from 2 exons. Gene Ontology annotation, biological process: anatomical structure morphogenesis; cell differentiation; regulation of transcription by RNA polymerase II. Lineage: Eukaryota; Metazoa; Arthropoda; Insecta; Lepidoptera; Noctuidae.
UUAGCAUUUAGCACUAUCGAACAUGCCGCGGCCGCCGCGCGAUUCCUACGGCGACCAGAAGCCCCCGUACUCGUACAUCUCCCUGACGGCGAUGGCGAUCUGGAGCUCCCCGGAGCGCAUGUUGCCGCUGUCUGAGAUCUACCGGUUCAUCACGGACCGCUUCCCGUAUUACCGGCGCAACACGCAGCGCUGGCAGAACUCGCUGCGACACAACCUCUCCUUCAACGACUGCUUCGUGAAGGUGCCGCGCCGCCCGGACCGGCCCGGCAAGGGCGCCUACUGGACGCUGCACCCGCAGGCCUUCGACAUGUUCGAGAACGGCUCGCUGCUCAGGAGGCGCAAGAGGUUCAAGUUGCAGAAAGGCGAAAAAGACAAUUUGAACGCUGAAUUGGCAGCCCUUGCAAGUUUCAACAGAGCAUUUCUGGCAAGGCAGGCGGGCGCACCGCCUCCACCACCAAGUAUGCCGUCGGGCGGCUUGUACACACCGCCGCUUUGUCCACAAUUGAGUCCUGAGCCGGCGGAGCUACCCGAGCCGGCAGCCAUGACGAUGCUGCCGCAGCGGCCGCGUCGCGCGUUCACCAUCGAGGCGCUGCUGGAGCCGGACUCGCCGCGGCUGUCGCCGUCGCCGCCCACGCCCGUGCUGGUGCCGGUGCCGCGGCUGGAGCUGUCGUACGUGGCGGCGGCGCAGCGCUACCACGCCGAGCUGCUGGCGGCGGCGCACGCGCUGCGCCCCUGCUACCUGCCGCCGCCGCCGCUGCCCGUCGCGUGACCCCGCGCGCACUCUAGCUGUCCCAAUGUUUCGUGCAAUGUUAGAUUGUAAGUACACUACUAGUAUUCAUAAUGUUGUAUAGUGUUUUAAUUUUUAUGUGACCAGUUCGUUUCGUAGUUUAUAAUUGUUACAGUUUUAGCGUCGACAUUUGUAGCUAAGUUAGGCCGAUAGUAUAUAACGGUGUCCUGGAUUUCAAAAAGCCGCUAAGUAGGGACGUGUUGUAAUGGCUACAAUGCAUUUAGUAUUAUAACUAUUUAUUACGAGUUACAUCGAGGCUAAUAAUAAUUGGCCUACUAUUAACAUUCUGCGUAUGAUUUAUCUCACGUGGAACGUAUCAUCAAGUGAUCUCACUUAUAAGAUUUAUGUAACUAUUGAUUAGGUGAAUUAGAUGUGAAUAACAGAUAAGUUUAUGUACUGCUGUGAGGAAAUAUCGUGUGAAAACAAACAAAUUAGAAAAAUACACUAGAAGUUAAGUAUAUAAAACAAUGACAACCGAGUGUUACAAUGACAAAUAAUAUUAUGUUAACAUGUUUAUUUACAAUAGAUGUUCACACUUUUUAUACACUCAAAUGAAUAUUCGUAGUAAAUGUAAAUAUAUAUUGUUGUAUUAUACGUAGCGAGAGUAGCUUAAGAUUGUUAUUUAUUUUAGUGAUGAGAACUGAGUAUUUCAUUUCCUGUUUAUAGUGUAGAUCUAUGUGUAAAUAUUGUUUAAAUUGUUAUAACUAUUGAGUAGGAUCGAAUAUUAAAUGGAAUU